AUGCAAGCAUUUUUUGGUUUCUUGAUCGCUUAUUUAACGGCGGUUAGUCAUGCCUUGGAUCCUCACAUUGUCGGUGGGACUGAUGCUUUAGUCGGAGCGCAUCCUUACAUGGUGUCUCUGAGACUGAAAAACAGUCUUUUCUGUGGCGGUUCUAUUAUCGCUAAACGUUACAUUCUUACAGCGGCUCACUGUCUUACGCGAUUUACCGAUCCCGAUGAUCUCAAAGACGUAACAGUUCACGCUGGCACAAACCUAUUGAGUGAAUCCGGUGAUGUUUACAAGCCUGAAGCAGCUAUUAUCCAUCCUGACUUUAAUCUGCUUUUAAUCCGCAAUGAUAUUGGCUUGCUCCGCCUUAAAACGGACAUAGAAUAUAAUAAAUUAGUGCAACCAAUCUCGGUUGCAAAAACGAAUUCAGUCCUAGUUGGCGAUCCUUGCUUUCUGACAGGAUGGGGAAGACUCGAGUACUUAGGCAAAAUACCUGAUAAACUUCAAAAACUCAACCUGCAAGUUUACUCGCAAUUAAAGUGCAAAGUUGCAUUCUUGAAUGUGAGGGACAGUCACAUCUGCGCAUUUUCACAAUAUGGCCAAGGAGCAUGCCAUGGUGAUUCCGGUUCUCCGCUCGUUGCUAAUGGUAUUCAAAUCGGCCUUGCCUCGUUUGUUCGACCAUGCGCAGUCGGAUAUCCGGACGUGUAUACACGGACAUCUUCGUUCACGGAUUGGCUCGCUGAGUACAUUAAUACUGAAUAAUAAAAUAAAAUAAUUAUAUACUUUGUAAAAAGGAA
Molecule: messenger RNA, 782 nt
Organism: Temnothorax curvispinosus
Lineage: Eukaryota; Metazoa; Arthropoda; Insecta; Hymenoptera; Formicidae
Product: chymotrypsin-2-like
Exons: 5
Coding region: 1-747 (248 amino acids)
Biological process (GO): proteolysis
Molecular function (GO): serine-type endopeptidase activity
Source: RefSeq, a predicted model, not a curated record